This is a messenger RNA of Penicillium argentinense, 1815 nucleotides long. RefSeq names its product ferric reductase family protein. Gene Ontology annotation, cellular component: plasma membrane. Bases 1 to 1815 code for a protein of 604 amino acids. The transcript has 5 exons. Lineage: Eukaryota; Fungi; Ascomycota; Eurotiomycetes; Eurotiales; Aspergillaceae. Gene Ontology annotation, molecular function: ferric-chelate reductase activity. Gene Ontology annotation, biological process: intracellular iron ion homeostasis; iron ion transport; copper ion import. The record is from RefSeq and is a predicted model, not a curated record.
AUGGGUGUUCAACUCAAGGGAAGUGGCCCCGGUGAGCCACCGAUGAACCCAUUUGUAGCCGUACCACUAUUCGCCGUGGGAGGCUUCGUCGCUAUAUUGUUUUUCUGGCGAACAGCCAUUCGCGUUCGACACCGCCAGAGAUCAAAAGCCGCCCUACAAGUCGACAACCAGAGCCAACUAUCUCGGACUGGUGGUGUGAAUGCAAGCUUGAAGAAGCAUAUAUUCUAUGCACCACUCUGGGGCUUCCGCCAUAGCCGGGAGUUCCGACUAUUCGGGCUUCAUAUGGGAUCUAUUCCGUUGCGACUGGAGGUGAUUCUAUUAGCAUUAUACCUGCUGUUGAACUUCAUCUUUGUUGUGGUGACCGUGGACUGGUGGGAGGACUUCUCCAAGAAGAUGUUCCAACUCAAGUAUGCUGCUGGUCACUUGGCCGUGAUGAAUACCCCUGGUUUGGUUUUGAGUGCGGGCCGAAACAACCCGUUGGUGCCUGUUUUGGGCUUGUCAUUUGACACAUUCAACUUUAUGCAUCGCUGGGUUGGACGGACUAUCGCACUGAACGCGAUUAUUCAUAUGGCUGCAGUGUUGGCAAACCAGGCCUAUUUGAAUGGUAUGAACUAUAUCCUGGACACAAUCUGGCACAUGCCAUUCUAUAUCUAUGGUCUAGUUGCUCUCCUUGGGUUUGUUUUCAUUUUCUUGCAAUCGUUGUCGCCGGUUCGACAUUCAUUCUAUGAGAUGUUCCUUCAUCUUCAUAUCGCUUUGGCUAUCAUGUCAUUUGUUGCUCUGUGGUAUCAUUUGAAAAACUUGCUGCAACAGCGCGUGCUCCUAGGCACUGUGAUCAUCUGGGGACUCGACCGCGUCGGCCGACUUGUACUUCUGAUUUGGAGAAACUGCGGCAAGCGACAAACCACAGCGACAGUCGAAGCGCUCCCCGGCUCUGUUGCCCGGGUGGACGUCGAAGUCUCGAGAGCCUGGAGCUUCCGACCCGGUCAAUAUCUGUAUCUCUACAUGCCGUGUCUGGGUCUUUGGACGUCUCAUCCGUUCACAGUCGCCUGGUCAUCCGCCAGUGCUGGAUCCUUGGAUCUGACCGAGAAGCGAAGCUCUAGUGAUUCCCUCGCCACGCUGCUAGGUGGCUCCGAAACGACUACCAUGUCCGUCCUAAUCAAGGGUCAAGAUGGGUUCACACGGCGGCUUUUGGAUAAAGUGGAGGAUUCGCCAGAAGGGCGAAUCAAGGCGACGGCACUGGCAGAGGGUCCGUUUGGUGGUAUUCACUCGCUUGCCUCGUACGGAACUCUGCUGCUUGUUGCUGGGGGCAUUGGUAUCACCCAUCCCAUGUCCUAUCUGCAUGAGGUGGUAAUCAACUUUGCGUCGCGCAAGACGGCUACUCGCAAGGUACACCUUGUAUGGAUGAUCCGAAGCUUAGAUCACUUGGCAUGGAUCCAUAAUUGGAUGACCGAUAUAUUCAACCAUGACUCCCUGAACAGUACAAUCAAUCUCAAAGGCGAAACAUAUUUCCAGUUCCCGGGUCUGAUGCUUUCCAUCAGUGUCCACGUCACGGAACACAAGGAGACAUUCGAGGAGUUCAUUCCUGCACCCGAAACGCCCUGGACGCAAUGCGCACCUUCCAAUGUACCGGUCAACGUACACUACGGCAAACCGUCCUUCCAAACACUGCUGGAAAAUGAAAAGGCGGAGCAAGUCGGUGCAUUGGCUGUCAGUGUUUGCGGCCCCGGUGGCCUGGGUGACAGUGUCCGCGAAGCUGUUCGGAAUGUACAAGGAGAGAGAACUGUGGAUCUUUUUGAAGAAUCAUUUUCGUGGUGA